Molecule: messenger RNA, 838 nt
Organism: Populus trichocarpa (black cottonwood)
Lineage: Eukaryota; Viridiplantae; Streptophyta; Magnoliopsida; Malpighiales; Salicaceae
Exons: 4
Coding region: 164-574 (136 amino acids)
Source: RefSeq, a predicted model, not a curated record
GCAAGUCUGUAACUGUAUAGCCGCCACAACCCAAACGUCGCCGUUUCCUGUCAUCUCAGCUUGCUUAUUAGGUUUUUCUCGCAACCUCAAAACACAACCGCCACCGCCAUCUCCUGCACCUGAGGCAGCAGACGGAGCUAAAGAUUCACAAGCCCUCUCUCACAUGGAUAACAGACAAGACAUUUUGGGGAACAACAGUCCCGAAGUCAUACGCUGGCUCUGUAACCUAUCAGAAUCUGAGCUUGAUAUGCUAAUUAGGUUAAAAUCACUAAUUCUCCAUCGCGCCAAAGUACUCGGUCAUGAUGAACUCGCCAAGAAUUUCGAUUUGCCCACGCUUCGAGCCAUCGCGCUCCUUUUGAUGGAAUAUCUGAAAGGAAAGUUUAAACAUUCAUCACAAGUUCAAGGCUUGACUAAGCUUGUUGUAUUCCCUGAGUGUUGCAAUCUAUUAGAAGGUAAUCCUGGGGAAGAUUCCAGCAUGGAAGAGCUGAAGGCUUGUAUUGGUAUUGAUGAAAGAAAGAGACCAACCGAAAGACCAGGUGAAGAGGCAACCAAACAGAAGAAACAGAGAUUAUGACUUUGUGUCAGCCUAUUGAAGGCAAUCACAGUUGGCAAACUGCACUCCACCAAUUUCUCAGAGGAAGGCAGGCGUUUUCGCUGAGGCUGGCUUCAAAGAUGUAAAACUGUAUCAUAUAUUUUUGCCACAAACUAGUCUUCCUACCCUCCGGUUUGGAGGCUGUAUGCAAACUUGGAAAUAUCUAUACCUAAAGCAGUCAAAAGAGUCAUAUGUAUCUCCUAGAGAUUGUUGUUUAUUGAUAUGUUGAUCAGCCCAAUUUUGAAA